AUGGACUCCUACGCGCAAUACCACCCGCAGCAGCAGUCUGCAUACCCACAUCCUCACAAUGGUGCGCCGCAACAAAGUCCCGUCCAACAGCCCAACUACGCGCAACACCAACAACCGCCGCAACUGGGACAGCACAACAUGAUGCCACCGCAGAUGGGCUACAAUCCUGCCUAUGGCAUGCAGCCGCAGUAUGGUGUAUCGCCGUCGCAGGCCGCUGCCAUGGCCACAGCCGCGGCCUCAGGUUACCCGGCCUACUCGAUGCCCGACUCAUCAAUGCCUGGCUCACUGUCGCAGACUUCGCCGCGCAUGAAGACUGAUGGAUCUUUGCAACGACCUCCGCAGUCACCACGACAACCUCAGAUGAACAUGCCACAGAGAAGAAUGUCGCACACGAUCAACAGCCCUGCUGUCCCGUCGCAACAACCACCUAUGGGCGUACCGCGCCCUCCCACACAGCAGCAGCAAGCCGCCGCACCACCACCACAGGCCGCACAGCAAUCGCCGGAAGGACCGCCGGCCGGCGCAAACGAGGAAUCCCCCCUCUACGUCAACGCGAAGCAAUUCCACCGAAUACUGAAAAGGCGCAUGGCACGGCAAAAGUUGGAAGAGGCGUUGAGGCUGACAUCUAAGGGUCGGAAACCAUAUCUGCACGAAUCGAGACACAACCAUGCUAUGCGCAGACCGCGUGGUCCGGGAGGCAGAUUCUUGACGGCGGAGGAGGUCGCGGCGAUGGAAGCAGGAGGACCACCACCCACGGAUUCUAAAGGUGAAAAUGGAUCCAUGUCGAACGGUGGUGGCAGUGCUAAGCGGAAAGCAGGUGACAUGAACGGCGGCAUGAAGAACGGCACGCCCAGUAAGAAGUUGAAGGAUGACGAUGACGAUGAGGAUGAUGAUGGUUAG
Messenger RNA from Zymoseptoria tritici IPO323, 900 nucleotides. RefSeq lists its product as uncharacterized. The transcript has 2 exons. NCBI's taxonomy places the organism in Eukaryota, Fungi, Ascomycota, Dothideomycetes, Mycosphaerellales, Mycosphaerellaceae. Bases 1 to 900 code for a protein of 299 amino acids. Gene Ontology annotation, biological process: regulation of transcription by RNA polymerase II. Gene Ontology annotation, molecular function: DNA-binding transcription factor activity, RNA polymerase II-specific; RNA polymerase II cis-regulatory region sequence-specific DNA binding. Gene Ontology annotation, cellular component: CCAAT-binding factor complex. The record is from RefSeq and is a predicted model, not a curated record.